Molecule: messenger RNA, 1494 nt
Organism: Mesorhabditis spiculigera
Lineage: Eukaryota; Metazoa; Nematoda; Chromadorea; Rhabditida; Rhabditidae
Source: the annotation of a GenBank genome assembly
AUGAAAAGCCUCCGCAACGAGGAUUUCCGGAAGCUUCUCGACACUCCCGCCGACCCGCAUCGCUUCGGCGGUGCCGUAAAAGCCCAACAGCCGGCCCCGAAUGCUGAACAAAAGAAGGCAAAGCCCAAAAAGUACUAUCGCCCUCACGCCAAGCCGAAGCCCAAGGAGGAGCCCGCGCCCGGUGACGAGGAUGACGCCCAUUUGAAGGAGAUUCUGGGCAAAUAUCGCGACCGCGCAGCCGAACGCCGCCGGAAUGAGGAUGCGGGGGGCAUCGAAGAGGACACCGGCUACGGCUACCAUGCGGUGCCAAGUGACAAGCGCGACGCCAGAGAACAAGCCCGAGAGCGCUACCGCGCCAUCCAAGAAUCGAAAUACCUGGGCGGCGAUCUGGAGCACACGCAUCUCGUGAAAGGACUUGACUAUUCGCUGUUGAAAAAGGCUCGAUGUGAAAUGGCGACGAGAGAGGCUGCAGCUAUAGAGGAUCCACCCGCCCUCGAGGAAGCGCCGGUUGUCGAGGAGAAGAGCAAGAAUCGCAUGGUGUUGGCGCUUAAUCAGCUUCUGUUUGAGGACACAACUCCUAAAACCAACCCCUACUUUGCCAAGCAGCUCCUCACCUACAUGGUCGAAAUCGACGCCGACAAUGACGCGCUCCCGACGCCUGUUUUCAAGUCCGUCACCGAGGCCCGGGUGAUGAACAUGAAUCGGAACGCUGAGGCUGACAUGACGCUCAUCGCCAAGAUGAGCCAAUUGCUCAACUACGCCCGCGCCGCCAACGUUGAGAAGCCGAAGAAGAGGCAGUCAAAUGUACCCUCGCUCAGCGACGAGCAGCUGGCCACCAAAAAUGAGGACAUUUUCGAGGGCGUCGGCGAGUACAAGCCAAUCGUUGUCCCGGCUGCUGAGGAGAAGGGAAGAAAAUCGGCUCCAAAAUCGCGGGAAGCUGAAGAAGAUCGGAGGUCAAAGCGCCGCGACGAGGAGCGAGAUCGGGGCGAUCGUCGUCGAGGAGAACGAGGGCAAGAUCGAGACCGACGACGCGAGCGUGACGAUCGCCGAGAUCGUGAUGAUCGUGAUUCUAGAAAAGAAGAAGAACGCCGUCGUGCCGAGCGCGAAGCCGACCGUCUUGAGGCCGUCGCCGCCGAGCAAAAGCAGCGCAUGGCCGAGCGGAUCGCCAAGCGCAGAAAGGAGGCCGAGACGGGAUCGUUGGCGGAAUACGCGGAGUGCUACCCGGGCGGGAUGGCCGAGCUCGGGAUGAGUGACGACGAUGCCGGAACGGCGCUGAUCACCUCCUCGAAGAAGCCGAAGAACACGAGCGUUUUCGAGGUGGUCGGCCAAGACGCCGAUUACACCAAUUCACGUGGCGACAAGGAAAAUGGGCAGAAAAAGCCGAACCGCGCAAAAGAAGACCGACGGCUCGACCGGGAGCUCGACAAAAUCAACCAAAUCAUCGAGAAGCGCAAGGGAGGCGCCGAGGAAGUCGGCUUCAAACGCCCGCGCUAC